Ananas comosus (pineapple) is the source of this 581-nucleotide messenger RNA. Its product is annotated as alanine aminotransferase 2-like. Gene Ontology annotation, molecular function: L-alanine:2-oxoglutarate transaminase activity. Lineage: Eukaryota; Viridiplantae; Streptophyta; Magnoliopsida; Poales; Bromeliaceae. The transcript has 6 exons. The record is from RefSeq and is a predicted model, not a curated record. Bases 50 to 505 code for a protein of 151 amino acids.
CUAAAUAUGAACUUCCUAAGCAUCGAAUUUCGUAAUAGGAGUAUGAAAAAUGGUUAGGAGAUGUGAAAAUGCCGUCCGCGGGGAGAUCUUUAGCCAUGCACAGAUAAUCUAUUGCAACAUUGGGAAUCCCCAAGCUCGCGAUCGGCAGCCAAUCACGUUCUUCCGCGAGGUUCUUGCUUUAUGCGACUAUCCGGCUCUUUCGGACACUGAUAAGACCUCUGCAUUGUUCAGCUCAGAUGCCAAAGCUAGAGCCUGGCAGAUUCUGGACCUGAUUCCUGGGAGAGCUACCAGUGCAUACAGUCAUAGUCAGGGCAUCAAAGGUUUGUGCGAAGCGAUCGCAGCUGAAAUCGCCGCUCGUGACGGUUUUCCGUCUGACGCAGAUGACAUCUUCUUGACAGACGGAAAAGUAGAUGUUAUAGUUCAUAAUUUUUCAACAAUUGGUUUUGAUGCCCCCAGUUCUAAGUCAACUACGAUUCUUUGGAAAAGUAGAUGUUAUAGUUCAUAAUUUUUUUAAAAAAUACAGUGAAAAGCAAAGAUGACUUUUUGAUUUUAAAAGCAAUGGUUUCAAUUUGAAACUUUUA